This is a messenger RNA of Cryptococcus wingfieldii CBS 7118, 666 nucleotides long. RefSeq lists its product as hypothetical. NCBI's taxonomy places the organism in Eukaryota, Fungi, Basidiomycota, Tremellomycetes, Tremellales, Cryptococcaceae. The transcript has 3 exons. Bases 1 to 666 code for a protein of 221 amino acids. The record is from RefSeq and is a predicted model, not a curated record.
AUGUCUUCCAUCGCUUCUGCCUCCACCCCCCAGUCCCCAGCCCCCGCCUACCCCGCCAACGAGCGUCACCUCGCAAACCGCAGGUCCACCGCGUCCAUCAAGCGCAAGCCCGUACCCGUCACCCCUACCGGCCCCGAGUUUGCCCUCGAGCUCUCCAACCUCUCGGAAGGCACUCCCAGCGGCUCUGCCCCCUCGACUCCUGAGCCACCCGUCUACAUUCUCUCUGUCGACCCCACCCCCACAGCUCCGUCCCCCGAGAGCCCUGAGACCCCCACCCAGCCGCCUGCGUACUCUGGGAACGCUAGGCCGCAGUACCCAUACGACCUUAGCUUGGGGCCGCCGAGCGAUGUCGAGCUCAUGAGCGAGUCGCUGCCUACCUAUGAAGAAGAGAGCACGAUGGAGCCCAAGACGCUAGCCAAGACGCUCUGGAAGUAUGGCUUCAUCUGUCCUCUGCUUUGGCUCAUCGGCAUGACCAUUAUGUGGAUCCCCCUGAGGCCAGUGGAAGACGAAGUCGACCCUGAAAAGGCGCAAAAGCUCGAAGAGAUGAUUGUGAUUCUCCGCAAGACUGAACUCAAAUACGCCAAGAGGUGUACAUGGGCGUUCUGCGGGUUCUCUCUUCUACUAGCUUUGAUCAUUGUCAUUGCGGUGGUCGUGUCGACUAGAUAG